Molecule: messenger RNA, 2877 nt
Organism: Lactuca sativa (garden lettuce)
Lineage: Eukaryota; Viridiplantae; Streptophyta; Magnoliopsida; Asterales; Asteraceae
Product: lectin protein kinase family protein
Biological process (GO): protein phosphorylation
Molecular function (GO): ATP binding; protein serine/threonine kinase activity
Source: RefSeq, a predicted model, not a curated record
AUGAAACAUGGAAUAAGCCUUCCGAUGACUGCAUACCAGGGCCAAGUCAAAGUCUUCGUUCCCACUGGUAUCAACAUUUCAUCGCGUCUCUUUCUUCCUCUUUCAACUCCCCACCCACCUCCAAAUUUUCACAAAUUAAUCUGGGAUGCUCAACAGGCACCACCAGAGCAUCCGAGAAUGAUCUCCUUCAACCUAUUUCUACAACUACUUCUAUCAACAAUCCUGUUUUCUUUCGCCGCCGCUGCCGAUAUCCGACCAGGUCAGUCUCUCUCCGCCGCAAACCCCAACGAAAAAUGGAACUCACCCAAUCAGACCUUCUCUCUUGGCUUCAUCUCCGAAACCCCCGACGCUCACUUCGCUGCCAUCACCUACAACAACAUAUCAGUCUGGAAAGCCGGAGGAGAUGCCGGCGUAGCCGACUCCACCGCCUCCCUCACCUUCCUCCCCGAUGGUAAUCUCCGUCUCGUCAACGGCUCAUCCGGCUCCGUCGUCUGGCAGUCCAAUACAGCCGGUCGUGGCGUCACAGUAGCUGCACUUAAUGAUUCAGGUAACUUCGUCCUCCGAAACGGAUCCGUUUCUGUAUGGAGUACAUUCGAUAAUCCCUCAGACACCAUACUUCCGGGCCAGAAUUUCACAGUGAAUAAUGUUUUGCGUUCUGGGCUUUACUCCUUUCGAUUGGUUAAUUCUGGGAAUUUAACUCUUAGAUGGAACGAUUCCAUUGUCUACUGGACUUUAGGGUUGAAUUCCUCCAUCAACACUAACCUAACUUCACCAAGUUUAGGGCUCCAACCAAUCGGGAUUCUAUCUCUUUCAGAUCCCAUGCUUUCCACUUCCGUAAUCAUGGCUUACAGUAGCGAUUAUGCUGAAGGCCCUGAUAUAUUCAGGUUCACCAAAUUAGACAACGAUGGUAAUCUGAGAAUUUACAGUUCCUCAUUGGGUAAUGCCGGCAAUCAAUUCAUGAGAUGGGCUGCUGUAAGCGAUCAAUGUCAGGUAUUUGGGUACUGUGGCAAUCUGGGUAUUUGUAGUUACAACGGUUCAAAUCCUGUAUGCGGCUGUCCAUCACAGAAUUUCGACCCGGUUGAUCCCACCGACGGUCGGAAAGGGUGCCGGAGGAAAGUCGAAAUCGCAAACUGCCCAGGUAGCGCAACAAUGUUAGAGCUCGAUAACGCUAAAUUCUUGACAUACCCACCGGAGUUAUCAUCUCAGGUAUUCUUUAUCGGGAUUUCCGCUUGCAGAUUAAAUUGUCUGGUUAGUGGUUCCUGCAUCGCAUCCACCUCCUUGUCAGAUGGCACAGGGUUGUGUUACUUAAAAGUCCCAAGCUUUGUGAGUGCGUAUCAGUCGCCGGCGCUACCAAGCACCUCCUAUCUCAAAGUCUGUGGGCCCGUGACACCAAACCCAUCUCCCACUGCGGAAAACGGAAAACGAUGGAAGCUCCGUCCAUGGAUAGUAAUUGUGGUGGUUAUCGGCACGUUAUUAGGAUUAAUCCUCGCCGAACUCGGUUUAUGGUUCUGGUGUUGUAAAAACAGCCCAAAACUCGGGGUGUUAUCAGCCCAAUAUGCACUUCUGGAGUAUGCAUCCGGUGCACCCGUCCAGUUCUCAUAUAAAGACCUCCAACGGGCCACAAAAGGGUUCAAGGAGAAACUCGGGUCGGGCGGGUUCGGUGCGGUUUACCGUGGGGUCCUCGCGAACCGAACCGUGGUUGCAGUCAAACAACUCGAAGGAAUCGAACAAGGCGAGAAACAAUUCCGUAUGGAAGUCGCAACAAUUAGUAGCACUCAUCAUCUAAAUCUCGUGAGACUAAUCGGGUUUUGCUCUGAGGGGCGUCAUCGUCUUUUAGUCUACGAGUUUAUGAAAAACGGGUCUCUCGAUAACUUCCUGUUUGUCCCGGAACAACAAUUGAAUUGGGAAUCCCGAUACAAUAUCGCUCUAGGGACGGCCCGCGGGAUAACAUAUUUACACGAGGAAUGUCGGGAUUGUAUUAUUCAUUGUGAUAUAAAACCCGAAAACAUUCUUUUAGACGAGAGUUAUAACUCGAAAGUUUCCGAUUUUGGGCUCGCGAAACUCGUGAACCCGAAAGACCAUCGGUAUCGGACAUUGACAAGCGUGCGUGGGACCCGCGGGUACUUGGCUCCUGAAUGGCUCGCGAACCUCCCGAUUACAUCGAAAUCGGAUGUUUAUAGUUAUGGGAUGGUUUUGUUGGAGAUCGUGUCGGGGAGGCGGAAUUUUGAGGUUUCGGAUCGGACCAACCGGAAAAAGUUUUCAGUUUGGGCUUACGAGGAGUUUGAAAAGGGAAACAUGGAUUCGGUUAUUGACCCGAAGAUUUUGACCCAUGAAUUCGAUAUGGAUCAAAUUCGGCGGGUGAUUGAAGUGAGUUUUUGGUGUAUUCAAGAACAACCAUCACAAAGACCGAUGAUGGGGAAAGUGGUUCAGAUGUUGGAAGGGGUAACCGAGAUUGAGAAACCACCUGCCCCGAAGGUCGGGUCAGCCAUAGAUGGGUCGGUUGCUGGGACUAGCACGUAUAUGAGUAGCAGUGUCUCGACCUUAGCACCAUCGGUGCAGCCACCCUCAUCGUCUUCUUCUCUUCAGACUCCAAAGGGGUCGUCGUCGUUUGCUUCGGGGAUGAAUAUUGAGAGGGCAUCAUCGUCCUUGUUGCAAUCGGUUACUCUGUGAAAUCGUUACGUUUUUCAUUUUGCAUGUUGUGAUGUUUUGGAGUGAAGUUUGUGACUUUGUGUAUGUAUGUAUUAUUAGAAGAUAUAUGUAAGUAGUAAUGGUAGAGAUUUGUAAUCAAUUAUGCUCAAACCUAAUAACAUGUAUCAACAUUGCUUUGUCAGAUAAUUUAAAGAUUAUUAAUGGAUCAUAUGAUACUUUGAAGUGUAA